Molecule: messenger RNA, 3219 nt
Organism: Lasiosphaeria miniovina
Lineage: Eukaryota; Fungi; Ascomycota; Sordariomycetes; Sordariales; Lasiosphaeriaceae
Exons: 2
Coding region: 1-3219 (1072 amino acids)
Molecular function (GO): protein binding
Source: RefSeq, a predicted model, not a curated record
AUGGCCGAGUUCCAUGUCGACCGUUUCGAUUAUGGCCCCAUCGACCUCGCGCGCCCGGCAUUUCGACUUCUUCGGAUCCUGAAAGGCCGAGGCCUUAUGGUCUGCUGUGAGCUCUUUCAGGCAUUCCUGACCAGGGCUGCUGACAGAACAGAUGCGAUUUCGUACGAAGCGCUCUCCUACGUGUGGGGCUCCGACAAGAGAGACCGCGUCAUCGAGAUCAACGGGAAGCGUUUCAUGGUCACCAGAAACUUGCACGACGCGCUCCAGCAACUCCAGCUUCCUACUCGAGAUCGCAUCGUGUGGGCUGACGCAGUGUGUAUCAAUCAGGGCAACAAAGACGAACGCGGCCAUCAAGUUCGGCACAUGAGCCAAAUCUACAAGCGCGCAUCCCGAGUGAUUUACUGGCUAGGGCCGCCCACAUUCGAGACAGAUCACUGCCUCCGGGCUCUUCGGUCGCUAGAAACGAACAGCAGGUCUGUUGCUCACAAGAACUGGACCCGAGAGCAGUGGAUGGGUCUUUGGAAAGCCUCGAGCGGAAGCUGCCGUGCCCAGCAGCGCGAGGGGUUGCGUGAUCUAUUAGGUCGGCCAUGGUUCCGAAGGGUUUGGAUUUUGCAGGAGGUUGCCCAUUCAAAUGCGGCCGUGGUUUGGUGUGGCAAGACCUACGUCUCAGCGCGGAUAUUCAGCUUGGCCCCCUUCCUGAUGGGGCUGCGGCCCACAGAGCACUCCCAGGCAAUAUUGGACAUGAUGCCCGGCCCCUUCCGAAAGGAGUCCUGGUUUGGCGGGAAUCAAGAUCUGUACACCCUCUUGGAACGCUUUGGCGGCAGCGAAGCAUCUGAGCCGCGGGACUUGGUCUACGCCCUGCUCAGCAUGACCACGGACGCCAUUCACCACAUACGCCCAGAGUACAAAAAUGACGAGAUCUCAGUGGUCAAGACCGUUUCCCACUUCUUGUACCGCGUGGAUCUAGACACCGCCACCCUAGUAUCCGCCAAGCCGACGUCACUUCGCGAUUUUUGUGGGCGCAUAUCCCAUUUCAGUCAACUAGCCCUUGAGAUGGCUGUUCAGGACGAAACGGACGGAGACGAGCUGACGGCUUUCAUUCUGGAUCGAUAUCCCAAGAUAGCUGUGCGCCACAGCACGGUGAUCUCCGCUGCGAGAAACGGUGCGAAGGCACCAAGGCUACUUGGAAUUCUGUUAAAGCAUCUUGAUAAACUGCCAUCGCAGCAGCAAGCCCUGGCCCAGAACCCCGACUUCACGAGGGCUGCAGCAUCCAACGAAAUUAGCGGCGACGAGGCUCUCCAGUGCCUACUGAGUUACGCGACAAAGGAGCCGCCGCUUACAAACGAGACUCUAGUCGCAGCGGCGGGGAACCGGUCGAAGGGAGCAAGACUUAUCGAACAGUUAUUGAAACAUUGCGGCGACGCCGGUUUGCACAUCAGGCCCAGUGUCAUCGAAGCUGCUGCGAGAAAUGACGCGUGCGGUGCGCAAAUAGCCAGGGUUAUCCUCGAGCGUGGAGUGACAUACCAGCUCACGGAAAGGAUCCUGAGGAGCGCCGCGAGCAAUCAGGAAAGUGGGGAAAUAAUUUUGGAGCUGCUAUUAACACGUGGACAACCAAGAGACGGAUCCCUUGGCCUCCAGAUCAAGCAGGUGCUUGAUUGGGUGGCAAUGCAGUCCGACAGCCCCAGAAUCCCACUCAUACGCCUAGCCGUUCUGAAGCUUGUAGAUACGACUAUCCCGAAGCAUCUCCUUGAGUGGAUCCCAAUUCGAGAUGACUUGGUUGCACAGACGACACUAGUCUGGGCCUCACAAAGCUCACUAGCCUACGUCAAGCUGCUACUCGAGCACGGCGCCGACGUCAACAUAGAGUGCGGGACUCUAUACUACACUACACCCAUCGCUAUGGCAGUCUCUUGUGGUCAGCUAGAAAUCGUCCGGCUAUUACUCGACAGCGGCGCGGAUGCCGGCCGGUGUGAUAGGCACGGCCACACACCGCUAGAUAUAGCAGUUGUGAAAGGGCAUGAACCUAUUAUUUCAUUGCUACUGGACCGCGGAAGGGGUGACGCCGAGUCGAAAGAUGCGGCGAACCUAACGCCUCUUAUGUUUACCGCCGGGAACGACCACACCGCCAUCACUAGCAUGCUGCUCGAAAACGGCGCCAGCGGCGCAUCCACGUCCGAAAACGCCAAAACACCACUACAUCUUGCAGCGAGCCAUAGCGGAGGGGACAAAACUGUCGAUAUACUAUUACGUUACGGGACUCAAGUUAACACCCAAGACCAAUAUCACAAGACAGCCCUGUGGUACGCCGCUAGGAUAGGCAAUGUCAGCGCCGUACAGUCCCUGAUUAAAUAUGGCGCCGAUGUUAAAGCAACCCCGCCCCCUUUUUUCCAAGCCGUUCAGAACAAUCAUCUCGCUGUCGCCAAGAUUCUACUCGAAAAUAGCGCAGACAUUGAAGUCAAGGUCUCCAUUUUUGGAGAAAUCUUUACGCCGCUAAAAAUCGCCAUUUCUAAGUUGGAUCUUUCCAUGGUACGACUUCUAUUGGACAACGGCGCCGAUAUACAUUCACCAGUGUUCCGCUACAACGACUCAAAGACAGCGCUUGACUUUGCAGACCCCCAGUUCACAGAAAUAAGUAAUAUCUCGAAGAUGUCCGACGAUCCCCACAAGGAGGGAAAACGCUACAUUGAGCAAGAAAUUUCAGAACUAGUGGGCUCAGAGUUCAAGACCGAAUACAACAAAGUCAAGGACCGAGUUGUUAACGACUACCUUCGCGAUGUAAUCGGGCUGUCCUCAGGCUCUUCCAAUACCGAAGCCGCCGAGGCCGUUUUCCUCAGGCACCCAGAAAGCAAAGCCCGAUUCUGCCGCAUCUUGAACCAAGGCCUCGAGGUCGCGGCCGAGGCAGGCGCCGGCGGGGGCUAUGCGCAGCACCAAAAGUCCAUCGAGCGUGAGGCCAGCAAGUACGAGGAGCAAGCCAGCAGGGAAACGGACAGUACCCGCAGACAGUACCUCUUAGACUCAGCCCAGGAAGCGAGAGACGACUUGGAGUCGACCAAGAGGCUUCUGGACGGCCUGCACGAAAAAUACGGGAACAUGGACAUUGUGCCGGUCUACGAGAGCAAGAAGAAGCAGAGAGAUCUCAGCAAGGAUCUCGGUCUCUACUGCGAUAAAAAGAGCAGCACUGAGGAGAUGUUCUUUGACGACAGCGGCUCCGACUGGUGA